Molecule: messenger RNA, 1750 nt
Organism: Phoenix dactylifera (date palm)
Lineage: Eukaryota; Viridiplantae; Streptophyta; Magnoliopsida; Arecales; Arecaceae
Product: serine/threonine-protein phosphatase PP2A-1 catalytic subunit-like
Molecular function (GO): protein serine/threonine phosphatase activity
Source: RefSeq, a predicted model, not a curated record
UUUGGUGGCUUCUCUGUGAGGAGGCCGGAAAGGCAUUCGAUUUCCUGCGUAGCCGACUCCGCCUAUUUUUUUUUUUUUUGAAAAAAAAGAAAGAAAAGAAUGGAGGAAUGAGCAAAGGCGAAUCUGGAUCGAGUCGUCUCUGCCCCACUCUUCUUUUCUUUUCCCUUCAGCCCUCACCCGAACCCUAAUUCGCCGCCGAUCGCUGUAGUUCCGGGCCUCCGGUUUCUAGACCGCGACGUUCCAGCGGAUUCCCGGUUGAUCUCGAUCGGCUGAUCGGUUCCCGUCGCAGAUCGGGCGGAGGAGAGGGGGGCGCGAUGCCGUCGCACUUGGCGGAUCUGGACCGGCAGAUCGAGCACCUGAGGGAAUGCAAGUUCUUGCCGGAGGCGGAAGUGAAGGCCCUCUGCGAGCAGGCGAGAGAGAUCCUGAUGGAGGAGUGGAACGUCCAGCCUGUGAAGUGCCCUGUCACGGUGUGCGGGGACAUCCACGGCCAGUUCCACGAUCUCAUCGAGCUGUUCCGGAUCGGAGGAGAGGCGCCCGACACCAAUUACCUCUUUAUGGGGGACUACGUAGAUCGUGGUUAUUAUUCAGUGGAGACUGUUACACUUUUAGUGGCCCUGAAAGUUCGUUAUAGAGAUAGAAUUACAAUUUUGAGAGGAAAUCAUGAAAGUCGGCAAAUUACUCAAGUGUAUGGUUUCUAUGAUGAAUGUUUGAGAAAAUAUGGCAAUGCAAAUGUGUGGAAAUAUUUCACUGACCUGUUUGACUAUCUGCCACUUACAGCCCUUAUUGAGAAUCAGAUAUUCUGUUUGCAUGGUGGUCUCUCCCCUUCUCUGGAUACACUAGAUAACAUUCGUUCUCUUGAUCGUAUACAGGAGGUUCCACAUGAAGGACCCAUGUGUGAUCUUUUGUGGUCUGAUCCGGAUGACCGAUGUGGGUGGGGUAUAUCCCCAAGGGGAGCAGGGUACACAUUUGGACAGGACAUUGCGCAACAGUUUAAUCACACAAAUGGUCUUGGCCUUGUUGCCAGAGCACAUCAACUUGUCAUGGAAGGUUACAACUGGUGUCAGGACAGAAAUGUUGUUACAGUAUUCAGUGCACCAAAUUAUUGUUACCGUUGUGGUAACAUGGCAGCUAUAAUGGAGAUUGGGGAGAACAUGGAACAGAACUUCCUCCAAUUUGAUCCAGCGCCAAGGCAGAUUGAGCCAGAGACUACUCGCAGGACUCCUGACUAUUUUUUAUAAUCUCCACAACCCUGUCACCUGCUGGGAAUAGUGCUUGUUCUCUGCUGUGUUUGUUCUGUAGAUGUAUCCUAGAAAACUGGAGUUUUGGUAAGCGGGAAGAUCAUCUACAUCAUUCUUUUGUUUGGAGUUUUCCCUGCUGCUUCUGUGUGCGAUGUUACGUUAGAUUAAAAGGACUCUCAAGAGGCUUUUUUCUGCGAAUCGCCUUAUUAUUCUUCAAGCAAGGAAGCAGCAAUAACAAACACCCGUUCCAUCUAAAUGAAGUUUUUUUUCCAGUGAAGUUCAUGUUUUUAUUUUUUUCAUCACAGGGUGAUUUGGAUGACUGGAACUCUCCAAACCAUAAAAGUUCCAAGUUGCUUCGAGGCGGUGAAUGGCCUAGGCAUGGCUUAGGUCUUUCCUGACCCAGACAGCAGGUCAAUGACCUGGUUGUGAAAGGAGGGUUCAUGCAGUCUAUUAAUUAUAGUAUUUUAAAAAUGAUCAGACUAUACAUAUGGGUCUACUAUUUGAUCUUGCAA